Messenger RNA from Zerene cesonia (dogface butterfly), 2572 nucleotides. RefSeq names its product cytochrome P450 18a1-like (gene Cyp18a1). The transcript has 6 exons. Gene Ontology annotation, biological process: xenobiotic metabolic process. Gene Ontology annotation, molecular function: oxidoreductase activity, acting on paired donors, with incorporation or reduction of molecular oxygen, reduced flavin or flavoprotein as one donor, and incorporation of one atom of oxygen; iron ion binding; heme binding. Gene Ontology annotation, cellular component: cytoplasm; intracellular membrane-bounded organelle. NCBI's taxonomy places the organism in Eukaryota, Metazoa, Arthropoda, Insecta, Lepidoptera, Pieridae. The record is from RefSeq and is a predicted model, not a curated record. Bases 163 to 1791 code for a protein of 542 amino acids.
CCACGCCAGCGCCGCGCCAGUGCGCAAACGACGGUCGCACGCGGUAUACGAUUAGCGCUUACAGCAACGUACUAUCGCGAUUACUACGCGCACAACAUUUGUUAUGUUCAGUUGACUGUUCAUAAAAAAUAUUUCAUACAAAUAAAAACAGAGACAUUCAAAAUGAUAACGAUGUUUUCAAAUUCAAAGUUAUUAUGGGGUUUGUGGCAAGUGUUGAAUUAUUGUUCUUCGCGGACGACUCUACCGUUGCUACUAGCAGUUGGCGUAGCGUACCUGGUGAUGCGGCUCAUGAACGUGGUGCGUGAGAUCCGUAAGCUUCCUCCAGGGCCGUGGGGGCCACCUGUGGUGGGCUACCUUCCGUUCCUGGGAGUGAGACAUAAGACCUUUCUGGAAUUGGCUCGUUGCUACGGCGCCUUGUUCUCGGCUCGCCUCGGAAACCAGCUAACUGUUGUGUUAAGUGACUACAAACUGAUUAGAGAAGCUUUUCGCCGUGAAGAAUUCACUGGGCGCCCUAGCACGCCUCUCAUGCAUACGUUGGAUGGUCUCGGUAUCAUAAACAGUGAGGGUCGCCUCUGGAAGAAUCAACGUCGAUUCUUACACGAAAAACUACGCGAAUUUGGUAUGACAUACAUGGGGAACGGCAAGAAAAUUAUGGAAGGCAGAAUUAAGACUGAAGUUCAAGAACUAAUGGUGAAUCUGCAUUGCGCUGAUGGCGCGCCUAUUGAUGCCAAUCCUCUGUUCGCGCUAGGUGUAUCUAACGUGAUUUGCGGCAUAACCAUGUCGGUCCGAUUCAGUAACGGUGACGCUCGAUUUGCGAGACUUAAUCAUCUUAUCGAAGAAGGCAUGAGACUGUUUGGAGAAAUUCAUUAUGGAGAAUAUAUACCACUAUAUAAUUAUCUGCCGGGAAAAGCACAAGUUCAGGAGAAAGUCGCUAAGAACCGCGAAGAAAUGUUUUCGUUUUAUCAAACUUUGAUAGACGAACACCGAGAUACGUUAGAUAUCAACAAUGCGAGAGAUCUCAUUGAUGUUUAUCUCAUUGAAAUUGAAAAGGCUAAAACUGAAGGUCGUGCUGGAGAUUUAUUUGAUGGAAGAGACCAAGAACUGCAACUUAAACAAAUACUUGGCGAUCUCUUCUCCGCUGGAAUGGAGACUAUUAAGUCAUCACUGCUGUGGAUGCUUGUGUUUAUGUUACGAAACCCCGACGUCAAGAGACGCGUUCAGGAAGAGCUCGACGCUAUUGUGGGUCGCGAUCGCCUUCCCACCAUUGAAGAUAUGCCUAGUCUCGUGUAUACCGAAACGACUAUCUUAGAAACAUUGCGUAUGUCGAGCAUUGUCCCCUUAGCUACGACUCAUUCACCAACAAAGGACGUCAAUCUCAAUGGCUACAGAAUUCCUGCUGGUUCACAAGUAGUACCCCUCAUAAACUGUGUUCACAUGGACCCAAACCUCUGGGAUGAACCUAACAAGUUCAAUCCAAGCAGAUUCAUCGAUGAUAAUGGCAAGAUUCGACGACCAGAAUACUUCAUGCCCUUCGGUGUGGGACGACGUAUGUGCUUGGGUGAUGUUCUCGCCCGUAUGGAGAUGUUUAUGUUUUUUGCAAGCAUGAUGCACCAAUUCGAUGUUCAAAUGGAAUCCGGGGUUGCUCCGCCGUCGUUGGAGGGUACGGUGGGCGCUACGAUCGCGCCGCAAGCUUUCCGCGUAAAGUUUGUGCCGCGCGCGCCGGCCGCGCCCGCUCCCCCCGUCGCCAGCCUGCCAGACCACCCGCACCUACGUCACGUCGGAUCGCACUAAGCGACCUGACGAAUUGCCGCCACACACCCACCAGUAUUCAAGAUCACUCGUUUUAGAGCGCAUCGAUGACAAAUAUAAUUAAGUUUAAUUAUAAGUGACGACGUCGCCUCGGCGAUAGUCAGGCUGUGCAUAAAGUGUUCAAUUAAAUAGUAAACCGAACUAAUUUUAGAUGUACUAAAAUUCCCAUCGUUGAGAUUAUAAAUGUUAUUUUUGUGUCAACAGUAUUAUUUAUAGAUGUCCGAUCUUAGAGAUCGCCGCCAAUCAAGCAUUGAGUAAAAUUGAUAGGAUACAGGUUUAUUGACAUUUUAAGCUCUAGUUUUUCUAUACCAAAUUAAUGUAUAAAUCUAGAUCAUUAUUUAUUAGUGCGAGUAGUGUCACUUGAGUGUUGAAUGUUGAGUGUGAUCUCAUGUUAAUUGUGUAAUGAAUGUGUUAGUUAGUAUUUGGUUAAGAAUUUUACGUGUUCACUCAUACUUUUCUAGUUAAAAAUGUACCUAUCAUGAGUAAUAUACGUAGUAACAUUCCAUGGUAGAGUAGAAACCAGCAACUAGUCUAAGAGCGGUAAUAUUGUCGCUAUAAGUAUAACUUUAUGAAAUAACUUAAUGACAUUUUGAAUAGUUUUGUUUACAAGCUGUUUGCAACCAAGUUGCUUUACUGUCAAUACAUUACAAGCGACUCAUCAUCCGCAGUAAAUUACCAUUGUUUACCCUCGCUUUGUAGAUAUUGCAUUAUUUUUAAAAAUGUUUACAGAUUGAUAAUUUUAUAAAUAAACUUUAAACUUAUA